This is a messenger RNA of Anolis sagrei ordinatus, 2031 nucleotides long. NCBI's taxonomy places the organism in Eukaryota, Metazoa, Chordata, Lepidosauria, Squamata, Anolidae. The record is from RefSeq and is a predicted model, not a curated record.
UAUGUGGAGCAGAGGGCAAGAAACAAGGGAGAGGCACCCAGCAAGGUUGUGAGAGAGUAGCAGAGAUAGCAGUGAGAGUGGCAGAGCAUAAAAAGCAAAGGAGUGGCACAACAGCGGAAUUGAAGACACAAGAGUGGAGCACAUGGAGAGCACCAGGUGAACCUGGCGGGAGUAGCAGGGAAAGGAGAGAAUGUUGCCCCUCAUGGACUGGAUACUGGAAGACCUGGCCCUGGGGAAGGUUUCCUUCCGUAUAGUGGCUGUCUCUGGCCUGUUGCUUUUUCUGCUGGCUGCCCUCCUCCAUCUGCUUUUGAAGGGCUUUAUCUUCUGCUACCACUAUUACGUCACCUGCCAGAAACUGCGCUGCUUCCCAGAGCCCCCACGCAUCAACUGGUUCUUGGGGCACCUGGGUUUGGUUUAUCCUAAUGAGGAGGGCAUGGUGACAGUGGCCAAGUUGGUGGCCACAUUUUCCCCAGCCUUUCUGACGUGGAUGGGGCCCUUUUUGCCAAUCGUGAGCUUGGUCCAUCCUGACUAUAUCAAGCCAGUUGUGACUGCCCCAGCUGCUGUUGCUCCCAAGGACAAACUCCUUUAUGGUUUCCUGAAGCCCUGGCUUGGGGAUGGACUGCUGCUGAGUGGUGGGAAAAAGUGGGCACGGCAUCGGCGCAUGCUCACUCCUGCCUUUCAUUUUGAUAUCCUGAAGCCUUACAUGAAAAUCUUCAACCAGAGCACAGAUAUCAUGCAUGCCAAAUGGCGCAGGCUCACAGCCGCAGGCCCAACUUCUAUUGACAUGUUUGAGCAUAUCAGCCUCAUGACUCUGGACAGUUUACAAAAAUGUGUCUUCAGCUACAACAGCAACUGUCAGGAGAAACCGAGCAAUUACAUUGCAUCCAUCCUGCUGCUCAGUUCUCUUGUAACGCGGCGGCCACACAAACUGUACAACCAUAUUGACUGGAUCUAUUAUCUGACAGCAGAUGGCCGCCGCUUCCGCCACGCCUGUGAAGUUGUACACCGUUUCACUGCUGAUGUGAUCCAGAAGCGAAGAAUGGCCCUUAGAGAUUUGGGACAGGAUGCCUCGCUCAAACCCAAGCAGGACAAAACUAAGGAUUUCAUUGAUGUCCUGUUGAUGGCCAAGGAUGAAGAUGGGUGCCACUUGUCUGAUGAAGACAUCGCAGCUGAAGCUGAUACCUUCAUGUUUGAGGGCCAUGAUACUACAGCAAGUGGCUUGUCUUGGGUACUGUACAAUCUGGCCCAACACCCACACUACCAAGACCAGUGCCGGGAGGAAAUCCAGGAACUGUUGCGUGAUCGGGACAUAGAAGAAAUCGAAUGGGAUGACCUCUCCCAGAUGCCCUUCACCACCAUGUGCAUUAAGGAGAGCUUGCGCCUCCACCCCGCAGUCACAGUCAUUUCUCGAAGCUGCAAUGAGGAUGUGAAAAUGCCUAGUGGACAGGUUAUCCCCAAAGGAGUCAUUUGCCUCAUCAGUAUAUAUGGGACCCAUCACAAUCCUGCUGUGUGGCCGGAGCCCGAGGUUUAUAACCCACACCGCUUUGACCCAGCAACCUCAAAGCAACAGUCCCCCCUGGCCUUCGUCCCCUUCUCUGCAGGACCAAGGAACUGCAUUGGACAGAAUUUUGCCAUGGCGGAGCUGAAAGUGACCUUAGCUCUGACGUUGCUCCGGUUUGUGGUGCGUCUGGAUGAGAAAAGUCAGACUGUACGGCGCAAGCCAGAAUUAAUCCUGAGAGCUGAGAAUGGGCUGUGGCUUCAGGUGGAACCUCUGCCAGCCAAGCCUUGAACAGGAAGCCCUCGCUGUCUCCAACCACAAACUGGAAGUUUUAGUACUGGAUCUGCACAGAGGAUUUGUGGUGGUUGGGAGCUUUCUGCCUAAACUAAAGCAGCACACUGUUGUUUGUGCACCUCCAUCACUGUGCCUUCCUUACCAUUGCUCCUUAGCUUUGAUAUUAUGACGGAGAGAAAGAGACAUUCUAACAGUUAUGUCCUACUACAUUAAAGUCUUACAGGUUGCAACAGUGAAAA